Molecule: messenger RNA, 5602 nt
Organism: Bombus pyrosoma
Lineage: Eukaryota; Metazoa; Arthropoda; Insecta; Hymenoptera; Apidae
Gene: MICAL-like
Product: MICAL-like protein 1
Exons: 12
Coding region: 1960-5286 (1108 amino acids)
Molecular function (GO): protein binding
Source: RefSeq, a predicted model, not a curated record
UCUUUUAUGUUACAUAAUCCUGAUGUAUGAAAAUGUCAAUAAUUUUAAAGAUAUAAAAUAUAUUAAAAUUGUCUUUUCAACUUGACCUAUUAUGAAAGAUAAAUAUUCAGUACAUGUAUGUAUAUGUAUAAUAUGUUUAUAACAUACAGAAGAAUCUCUUUAAUGAUUCAAACUAUUAUAUAUUCAGAGAUUCAUGAAAGGUUAAAAAGCUUAAGUAAUUUAAGAUAUCAACAAGUAUAUAAAUAUUAAUAUUCUUUCUCCGUGAUCUUAGUGUAGUAUAGUGAUCUAUAUAUUAUGAUUUAAUUAUUAUUUAAUUAUUACUAUUCUUCAAAUUAUUAUCUCAUUCAUUUCUAAUGAUAUACACGGAGCAACAAAUCUUUAUCUGUACAUAUCUAUAAUUCAAGAUAUAGAAAUGACUUUGCUUUCCUUUUAUUGAGGCCCAUAUACACAUAUCAGUAAUAAUACGUAUCACCAUACAACAGUCACAAUAAGUAAAAAAUUCUCUUAUAUAUUUGUAAUAUCCAACAAUAUUGCAUUCAAGAGAUAAAUUUCAAUACCUGUUACCGUAAGGUUACUCAUUAGGUAAGUAAUGUUUGUACAUUACAUGUUGUGUAAUAAUAUACACAGAAAAAUGAACUAAUUUAUAUGAUAAUAAUUCAUAAAUUAUUGUUGUCGAUUGGAAGGAGAUUUCAAAAUUAUAACAGUUACAAAACUAUUGUAAACGUAAUAAACGCGGACAAAAAUGUAAUAUAGAUAUUACCAUACUAAUAUUGUAAGUUUUUCAUAACUAAUAUAAGUUGUUCAUCUGUCUAUUAGAAAGAAAUUAAAAUAUUAAUAUGGUUGCUAUCAUAAUAUAGAACCUACCUUAUUUCUAUAUUGCAUAUAUGGUAAAUAUACGUUUAAAUAUACAGUCCAAAAGUAAUGAUUAAAAUUAAUAUUUAGUUUCAGAAAAUAAAGUAAAAUGUUACAUACAGUAUUUUUGGAAAUAAUUUCGUAAGUAGUACUAUUGUCACCUAUAUUUAGGUAUUAGAAAUUAAUCAGCUUUUUAUAUAUGAUUUUUUAACAGUAUUACAUUAAAAUGAUUAAAAAGAAUCCAUGUAUACUGAGCUAGCAAAGUUUAUCUUAGAUAAGAAAAAUAUAUAUAGUUUCUUAGAAAAAUUGUGACACGUUCAAAUACACUUUACAUUAUAUAUAAUAUCAUAUUAUAUAUUUAUGAGAAAAUAUAAAGUAAAGCAUGCUGGAUAUAAUUCAAAUGUCAGUAAUCGCAUGUACUUAACCUAUAUUAAAAGAUAGGUUUAAAACUAACUGUAAUAUGUACAUAUGUUACGUAGCAUUUAUAAAAAAAAAGAAAAAGAAAGAAACAAGCUUCUUGAUUAAAGAAUGAAAAGAAGAUAAUGAAAAAUGAAUUAUUAAAAAGUUAGGAAGAAGGGAAAGUAAAACAGGCGGAGCUUAGAAUGUACGAGGAAGAUAGCCAACAAAACAAUAAGAAAAGAAAGAGAGAGCAAGGGGUGGUGGCGUGAAAUUAAACGCAUGCUACUUCGGCUACUCGUUGCGUUUCAGUCACUGGAUUGCAGGCACAGUGUGAAUGCUGUUUUGGAGUGCCUUCGACCGGUCUUGACUAGUGUUAAUCAAUGCUUUCCAUGUGAAAGUGAAGAUAUAUAAACAAAACUUCUAAAAUAUUGCUAGUUCGCUUUUGGUUUGAAAAAUUUAUUUAGUUAAAAUCUUUCUUUAUUCCUUUGGGAUAUAUAUUUAUUGUACUUAUACAUUAAGAAUUCAGAUUGCAGUCUUAGAGUGCCGACAUUGCCAACAGAAGGAUUGAAGCUGGUGGCAAGCAGAAACAGGUCAUGCGAAUGACGUAAGAGUUCUCGUGCAAGGAUUCAAGGACAGACUAUUGCCAUCUCGUCCAUAUAAGGAUAAAAGAAGAUUUGAAAGAUUAUAAAGUAUAAUCAAAAGUUUAAGAUGGGCGAAAGGCGAGGUACAAAGGCAUUAGAAUUCUGGUGUCGGCGAAUAACUGAGGGUUAUCCUGAUGUAAACGUGCAGAAUAUGACAACUUCUUGGAGAGAUGGCCUCGCUUUUUGUGCAAUGAUUCAUCACUUCCGACCUGAUCUCAUUGAUUUUGACAGUUUAGACAAGAACGAUAUAUAUGGGAACAAUGAACUGGCUUUCAGAAUUGCAGAGCAACAUCUUGGAAUACCAGCACUUUUGGAUGCAGAAGAUAUGGCUUCUUGUGCUGUACCUGAUCGUUUAUCGAUCCUUACUUAUCUUUCACAGUUCUAUCAAACUUUCAGUGGUUCAUCUCCAGCACGAAUUCCAGCGAGUAGAACGACUGAAACCGUAGAGGAAAGAAUCACACAAGUGUCUGAAUCUCCGAAAGAAAAGGAAACAACGUGUCUGGGCAGUAUGCGAAAGGAUGUCUGCUUUGUGUGUGGAUUUCCAAUUUUCCUAGCGGAAAAACUGGUCCUCGCCCAUGUUGCUUAUCAUCGUACUUGCUUUCGCUGCGCUCGAUGUAAUAAUCAGUUAACUAUUGGUAAUUAUUAUGAAACCGAAGAAGGGCAAUAUUGCUGUGAAACCUGUCCAGAUGAAGAUAUUUCAGUACAAAUAACGCAAAGUUAUGACUAUCCUACAUUUAACGAAAUUGAAAAGAAUAACAUUGAUUCCAGUUGUCAGCAAUUUUUUAGCAAUGACGAAAACGUAAAUAAAAAACCGUCUAGUGAUAAUUCUAUCGAGCGGAUGGAUCACGAAUCGAUGGAUCGCGUUGUUAUUCCUGAUUUAAUAGCGCAAACUUCUCGAUUACGGCUCAAUUUCAUAUCGAAUCAACUAUUUUCGGAAAAUGAUGAACAGAUUUCUCUUGAUAAUAUGCAUAGAAGAGAAAAUCGAAGUGGCAUCGAGGGAGAUGAUACAAAUUUAAAGACAGAAAGCAGAAAUUUAGUAUACCCAUUUAAUACUGAGUACGAAAAACAAAGUAAACUCGAAGAAGAAAAUAAACUCAAUCGUAUUGUCACUUGUUUAAAACUACCUGAUGAAACUACAAAACCUGAUAAUGACGGGCUGUUGUUAAAUACAAACGUUCAUGAUUACGUCCAUGAACGGUUAAACAUUGAUAAACACGAACAGGAUCAAAUAACAAUAACUUCUGUAGCUUCGCUUCAUAAUGUAAUUAAGGAAACAAGAGCAUCUCAUAGCAACGACAAAGAAUUAUCGGAUGAGACUAGUUCUGAGAGCAGUUAUUCUAUAGUCGAAAAAAGAUGUAGAAUGUUUGAAAAGAAAAAAGAUGAUAUCGAAAGGAAUAAGCUUAAAAAUCAUGAUACUGAAGCAUUAAAAUUCAAUAUACAAACUAAAAGGCAUAGGACUAAAAGUAUAGGAAACAGUGAAAGUCCGAUAGUAAAUCCAGAUACGACGAUGCAGGAAACAGGCAUCGGUCAAGAUAACACUCGAAAAUAUAAUGCAGAAAGCUUCGAUAAAGACAGUUCGACACAGAUUGCUCCUUCCGAGUUAUUAUCAUCGUGUGUAUCGAAAGUUAAUAAAACUUUAUCAAUUCCUUUGGAUACAGAAAGUAUUGAACAUCAUACAUCUACGAUUGCGAACGAUAUUAAUUCAACAAACGUAAUAUGCUCUAAUUUUAAUGAAGAUUAUCCUGAAGAUUUAAACCCCUUUAAAAGUGACGAAGAACAGGAGGAGCCGGAGGAGGCGGAAGAGGCGGAGGAGGCGGACGAGGUGGAAGAAGAAAAAGAAAAAGAAGAAGAAGAAGAAGAGGAAGAGGAAGAGGAAGAAGACGAAGAAGGAAUUACUGAUAAAUCCGUGACAACUAUGAACAGUUUAGUAACUACCGGAGAUCUAACAAAUCCUUUUGAGAAUGUAGAAGAAACAGAAAAGAAGGAAGUUAUUCUACCAAUACCAGCUUCGAGAAGUAAUUUUAAAAGUGGUAAAGCUAACCAACAUUUCGUAGAAGGAUCAACAAAACGACGUUUAGCCGCACCACAGAUUAAUCUAAAUCCCUUUUGGAGCGACGAAGAAGAUCACGAUAGCGAUUUGGAGUUCAAGGAGAGAACAUCUGAGAUUAUGCCUACUCCUAAACCACGCACAAUUAAGCACAACGAGCAAAACCCAAGUAAAAAUGGACGAAAAUCGAACGACACUCGUGAUUAUUUAUCCAUAUCAAAUAAUUGCUUAAGAAGCCCAGAAUCAGGGAUACAUACAGGAGGAGCUUAUAGAAAAAAGAAACCAGCACCGUUACCACCAAAUAAGAAGGAAUGUGUUUCCGAUCAGCGCACAUCUUCAAUGUCUAAACUACAAUGCAGUUCUGCCGAAUAUCGCGAUUCACCAUCGCAUAAAACAUUUAAAACACGUAAACCAAGACCAGCUCCACCACCACCAAUUCCAGUGUCAAGUGGUUUUCAAGAGUGUCCUAUGAAUAAAUCACACGAUGCCAAUGUAGAAUAUAACAUAUGGGAAGACGAAAAGACUAAUAAAGAUGAAACAAAUAGAAACAGACAGAGUUUUCCACACAUAACAUGCGAGGAAACUUUUCAUUGUAGAUCAUAUUUAGACAAAAGUAUGGAAGGAAAAUGGAAAAGGAAGAAAGGGCCUGCUCCACCUUGUCCAAUACCACAUAGAAGAAAGAUAAAAGUAAUGUCUCUUAAGGAUGUUAAGUUGGAGUUGGAUGAAAUAGAAUUGCAACAACAAGGCUUAGAAAAGCAAGGUGUCCGAUUGGAACAAUUGAUAAGAAGUAAAUGUGAAUCUGGAUCACAGAUUAACGAUAUUUCCCUUGGAACAGACGUAGAAGAACUAGUCUUAGAGUUAUUUACUUUAGUAAAUGAAAAGAAUGAGUUAUUUAGACGACAAGCCGAAUUAAUGUUACUCCGAAGACAGCAGAGAUUAGAAGAAGAACAUGCUGAAGUGGAAUACCAAAUUCGAUGCUUAAUGGCACAAAAUGAAUCAACUAAAACGGAUUUUGAUAAACAAAGAGAAGAAGCGUUGAUACAAAGAUUGAUAGAAAUUGUUGAAAGACGAAAUGAAAUUGUUGACUGCUUGGAGAUGGAUCGUCGCAGAGAAAUAGAAGAAGAUCGGAGUAUACAUCGUCACAUGGACUUAUUUGCUGCUAAAAAUAAAAACGAUUUAUCAUGCAAUGAUAUGGAUACAACCGAAAAGAAGAAAAGAAAACAAAACAAAUUAAAGGAGAAAAUAAAAGAGAAGAGACUGAAAAGAAUAUUGAAGAAGGAUGUUGAUAAGGAUGUAGAUGAAAUGGAGUUGACACUAAAACGUCAUACUAAGCGAAAAUGGUUUUAAUUUAUUUCGAUACUUUACUUUUAAUUACUUUAAUAUUCCAAUCGAAUACUUUAAGUAAACGUUACUGUGUGUAACUCGCUAGAAAAUGCUACCUCGAAUUUCUGAUUCAAAGAUUCUUUAAAAUAACGUUCCAAAUGAAAGUACGUGCCUAUGAUUGCACACGGAGCGAUAUCUCGAAAUGUUCGAUCUAAUAAAUUUUUAUUUAGAUAAGAUUGUAUAUUCUUUAUGUAUAUCAUCAUGUAUACUGUUUGUAUAAAAUUAUCAAUCUAAAUAAAAUUAUCAAACAAUCUGAAAAUGAAAACAUGAUCGAAUGAAA